Molecule: messenger RNA, 4093 nt
Organism: Gadus macrocephalus (Pacific cod)
Lineage: Eukaryota; Metazoa; Chordata; Actinopteri; Gadiformes; Gadidae
Gene: shtn3
Product: shootin 3
Exons: 17
Coding region: 411-2405 (664 amino acids)
Source: RefSeq, a predicted model, not a curated record
AUUUGGAAACUUCAAUGUAGGCCUAAUUAGCCUUCAUUUUUGGGCCUGGCUCCAAAUGUGUUUUAUUUUUUUAUUCGUUUUACACCAUACCUGCUGGCUGCUCGCCAGUCCCAGCUCUCGGGCUGGUCUCAGAGAUGCGCAAUAAAAGCUGAAUUGGGCCGAGAGGAGGGGGGCGGGUACUUGGGGAGCCAGACGAUGAUGAUGCUGUGCACUGAAGGAGGAGGACCCUGUAUUCUCUCCGCCGGCGGGCAUCUGCUACAUCACCAGCCCAUGUGUUAAAUAUGUAACCACAUUUUAAGCUUAACACCAAAUCAUGCCCCUUGGAUAAUACUGCUGGUUUUUGCGCUCAGACCUGAAUUUUGGGUUAAUCUUUUUAGUAGAGUAAGCUAAUAUAUUCCGCCGGUAGACAGAUGGAGCACUGCGAGCAGAACGGAGACCCCCAGAUGGAGAACGAGCAGUGCAGCAGACUGGUGGAGGAGAGGGACGAGGCGGAGAGACAGCUCAAACACAUAAAGAGAGUGUCUCAGAUGGUGAUCGAGGAGGUGAACGUCCUGCAGACUCAGCUGGAGAUCGAGAAGUCAUGUAGGGAGAACGCAGAGGCCCUGGCCACAAAGCUGAACAGUGAGAACCGGAAGUUGAAGUAUCUAAGCCUAUCGUCUCGGACCAGUCUGGACGAGAUGCUGCCCAGCGUCACCCUGGAGGAGGUUUCAGACGCCUCCGACACCAGCCCAGACUCAUUCACCCACUACCAGCAACAGGUCAAAGAGCUUCGGGAGACAGUGAACACACUUCUGGAGGACAAGAAGGAGUCAGUCUGUCAGAUCCACGACCAGCAGAGACAGAUAGAGGAGCUCACUGCACAGUCAGAGAGAGAGCGGGCCGAGAUGAAAGAGCUUCGGGAAACUAUCGAGCAGCAGAGUAAAACCAUCAAGAGGUUCAACAGAGUGUCCAUGAUGGCGACCCAGGAGUACGGGGGCCUCAGAGACCAGCUGGAGCUGGAGCAGAGCCUCAGGGUGGAGGCGGAGACCUUCGCCCACGAGAUGCUGGUGAAGCAGAAGGAGGCCAACAGGCAGAGUGUGAUCCUGAUGCAGAAUGCAGAGCCCAGCAUGCAGCUGCUCAAGGCCCUGGAGGACAUCGCCACGGUUACGAAGACGCUGGAGGACGAGAGGCUGCAGCAUCAGCAGAAGGUGCAAGCGCUAGAGGCUGAGCUCCAGCAGAGUGCCCUGCAGGGGGAACUAGAGAGCCUGAGGAGGCAGGUGGACCUCCUGGACGAGGAGAGGAAGGAUGUGGAGGUUCGCCUGGAGCAGGAGAAGAAGGAGGUGCAGGGACGCCUGGAGCAUGCAGAGAAGAGGAGCCAGGAGCUGGAGGAGAGAGUACUGGAGCUGCAGGAGGCCCAGAAGACAGACGGCUCCUCCUCUGCUACCGUGGCAACCGGCGCCGGGGCCCCGCCCCCGCCACCUGGGGUCGCCCCUCCCCCGGCUCCCCCACCCCCACCCCCUCCUCCCCCUCCUCCCCCUCCACCGCCCCCGCCCCCUCCCCCCUCCCGCUGCAACCCCCUCAGCUCUCUGAUAGCAAUCAUGAGGAAAGGUUCAAAAAAUACCAAGGGAUCUCAGAAGGCUGAAGAGACUCCGGCUGCUGCGGGCGGUGAGGACGUGAAGUCGAAGGCCGUGAACGAGAUGAUGGAGAGGAUCAAACACGGAGUGGUGCUGCGGCCCGUCAAAUCCAAGGACAGCAAGAGGGCGGCAGUAAAACAGCCUCCGGUGUCUGAGGAGAGUGCCCUCGGAGCCAAACCCCAGGAGAGCGCCAUGGAAGAACUGAUGGGCAUUCUGGAGACGGUGAAGAGGAGCCCCAGCCGUGGGUCCCAGGAGCAGGCGGCCGCCGCGGCACCCCCUGCCCCGGCUCCUCCCCCUCUGGGGAAGAAGGACAGCGAGCUGGAGGUCAUCCUGAGACGCAGACGCAACCGAGCAGGAGAACCAGGAGGGGAGAAGGAGGGCCAGAUGGUGCACGUCUCCUCCUCUGACAGCCUGAACGGGCGGAGGACCAGCUCAGAUUCCUCUGGGAAGGAGCCCGACAGCGCCGGGGGUCUCGGGGCCCCCGCGGACCCCGCCGGCUCGCGGGUCAGCCCUGACGGACGGGGGUCCGGGCCAGGCCCCGUGGUGCCCCGGAGAAAGAGCUCCGACACCGGGAAGGAGCCCCGAGGAGCCUCCUGGCAGGAGAGGAGGUCGUGCACCUCCUUACCCGAGAAUGAGGCCCCGGAGUCGCCCGUCAGCAACGGCUGCACCGUCAGCGGAGGUGAAGAUGACGAGAAGAGCAAUGGAGGCGAUCACAACGGCUCUAGCGACAGUACACACCUUGCCACGCCUCCUUGUGCUCCAGCCAAUGGCAGCCCAGAAGCAGAGUGCUGAGUGGUCAACCCACCUGACCACUUCCCCCUAUAGGAGACACCUGAAGCUUCACCAUACCUACCCUUAAAGUAAACCGUUUGACAUGGCACAAGGCCUCCGUUGUCCUAUGCACACUGUGCUCUGUGUCGCUUUGUAACUUCAGAAAUAAUCUACUCUACUGCUUUGAGUUCCAGCCUCCUUACUUCUUCUUCCUCUUGCUCCUCUUCCUCUGCAUUACAUUUAGGGCUGCACAAUUAAUCAUGUAUAUCCGCUACUAUAUACACUUUGCAGUUUGCAAUCGUGUAAUUUCGCAAUACUGAAAUCUUGACUAGACUGAAUUAAAAACACUUAUUGUAGCUGAAUAAACACUUGCGUAUUAAGACGCUACAAGCCUAACACUAUGCCGGGAGUUCUGGGUUAAAUUUCCAUAAUUUGUUAUCAAGCGAAGAGACGCAGCCCUAGUUGUAGUAGACAUGCUUUUAUAGUUAUCGUGCUCUUUAAUUCCUGCACUCGUACUGAUUCUAAUGUGGGAAGGGUAUGUGCGCUCACAUUUCUACUGAGGUAUGCAACUUAUCGAUACAACAGCACAGCAGGGAUCUGUUUUUUUUCCUCAGUGCGCAAACGCAAGAACAGGCUGUUCCUAAUGCGUUUAGUUAGAGACUCUCUAAUGGCGCAAAGUUGUUAUAACGUCAACAAAUUACUGGUGAACUUGGUGAUGAUGUGGCAGCAGUGGCGAGAGAUCCAGGGGAUCUCCAGGGAGCUAGGUUUCCAUAGCAGCCCGAGUUAUUUAUGCAAUGCAAAACAUCCCCAAUAUGUCACUCCUUCAUAUACGUCCACGCCAGAACAUCCUCUCGUCUUUUGAAGGAACAUUUGGGGAAAUUCAGGUUUCGAAAGACAUCAUGGAAUCUUAACAAAUUGCAAAUCCGGUAUGCAGGGUUCCAGGGAUUAAAUGCCCGGACACGCUGUUGCACCGCUGAGAUCCCGUGACGUGGAAGGACCAAUGAGAAGCUGUGUGCGGUGACUCGGGUCAGGUUCACAUGACGUAGCAACCUCCUCGUUGGACUUCUGAGCUAAAAAAAAUCCCUUGUGUCGUCGUCACCCUCGAACAUCUCCUUCUGCAGGCUCCUUCACCGGUAUCGAGCCACGCUCCUCUGCAUGUCUCUGACACCUUGUGCAUUCCACCACUCCAUUAUUUCAGGCCUGGCUGUGUACAAUUUCUUUUGUUAGGGGGGGGGUGUAACUUUUUAACAAACUGUCUUAACUAGUAUGCAAUUGAAUUAUUCACAUUGGCACAUUUUUAUGGAUACAGUACUUUCACAUUUUGAUUAUUUGUUCAUUGAAAAAAUGUUUUUGUGUGGAAUUAAUGAAUUACAAUGAUGCUGAACGGAUGUUAAUAACUGGCUGCCUAUAGAGCCCACCUGAACCUCAGUAUGAACCACUGCUUCACUCCGCCAUCAACGGCCUUCCCCAGCGUCUUUCUGUGUAGUGAGCAGCAUAUCCAGGUCCGAUUGCGGCCUACUUGAAGCCUUGACGCAUCUAGCGUUUGUUUGGGACAUAUUAUAUCACCUGCAUCCCUAUCAGCUCACCGGGUUGUGUGACACGCGUGUUUGAGAUUUAAUAAAGGAGUGCUGAUAGUUUGUAUUCUAAAACAUGGAAGUUCAUUGGAGCACCAAGUGUAUUAAAUAAAAAAUAUAAACCAUCGACUUUCA